CAGUUUAAGAGCCGGCAACUCCAUCCAGUGUUGUCCAUGUGUAUCCGAUUAGACAACGCAAAACCCACACUAAUGGAUUCUGGAACUCCGCUCUGCUUGUCCCUCUUUGUGAGGGCUUUUAUGAUUUCUGCCACAGUAUCAGCACUCAACCUUGAAGGGGAACUGUUCAAGGAUUUGAUGAAGGGUUACAACAAGAACGUCCGGCCCAUGGAAAACAGUGGUGACAUCACUCAGGUCGACAUCAAGAUGACGCUUACCAACCUCAUCUCUCUGAAUGAAAAGGAGGAGGCUCUGACAACAAGCGUCUGGAUAGAAAUGCAAUGGUGUGACUACAGGCUCAGGUGGGACCAGCCACCCAGAUCAGCUCUGUAUGGGAACAUCACCUCGCAGAUGCGGGUCCCCUCCAAGAGCAUCUGGCUGCCAGACAUCAUACUGGAGAACAAUGUGGACGGACAUUUUGAGGUGGCCCUUUAUUGCAAUGCUCUGGUGUCUCCUGAUGGCUGUGUGUACUGGCUGCCUCCUGCAAUCUACCGCAGUGCCUGUGCCAUCACUGUCAACUACUUUCCAUUUGACUGGCAGAACUGCACCAUGGUCUUCCGCUCGCAGACUUACAGCGCCAACGAGAUCAAACUGGUCCUCAAAGAGGAGGACAACCACACGCUAGAGUGGGUGGACAUUGACCCGGAGGCCUUUACAGAAAAUGGAGAGUGGGCCAUCAAACACAGGCCGGCUAAGACGGUGAUCAACACUCAGUACACCAAGGAUGAGCUGGAGUACCAGGAGGUGGUCUUCUUCCUCAUCAUCCAGAGAAAGCCCCUCUUCUACGUCAUCAACAUCAUCGCUCCAUGUGUGCUCUUCUCCUCCCUCGGACUCCUCGUCUACUUCUUACCUGCCAAAGCGGGUGGACAGAAGUGCACCAUGUCUGUCGCCACUCUUCUGGGCCAGACUGUGUUCCUCUUCCUCAUCGCUAAAAAGGUUCCAGAGACUUCGAGGGCGGUGCCUCUGAUCGGAAAGUAUUUGAUGUUUGUGAUGUCAGUGACCACCAUGGUGGUGAUGAACUGUGUGAUAGUCCUCAACGUUUCCCUGAGAACCCCAAACACUCACAUAAUGACCGACAAAGUCCGAAAGAUUCUCUUAAACAUCCUACCUCGGCUGCUGAGGAUGCAGAUGCGACCCUGGAUACCGAACGGUGUCAGAGCUUCUGAAACUGGAAACGGGGAAACUAGGGCUACAGAAAGGAACGGCUUGCUCCUGGUCCCCCGCCGACGCCGCAGCUCCAUGACGCUCAUCACCAAGGCAGAGGAAUAUUCCACGAGGACAGCUCGAUCUGAACUCAUGUUCGCCAGACUCAAAGAAAGAAACGGACUGAUCAAAUCAGUGUUAGAGAAGCUACAUGAUGGGCUCCAGGGGGGUACAGCUGAGCAGGUCAGUGCCAGCCUGGCCCAGGCCUCUCCCCAGCUGAAGCAGUGUGUGGCCUCCUGCAACCACAUAGCUGAGACUGCAAGGCAACAGAACAACUUCCAGAAUGAGAAUGAAGAGUGGUUUCUGGUGGCCCGGGUGAUCGACAGGGCCUGCUUCAUCGUCAUGGUGUCUGUGUUUUUUAUCGGUACGAUCGGCAUCUUCCUGAUGGGCCAUUUCAACCAGCCUCCCUCCGAGCCUUUCCUCGGGGAUCCGAAGAAGUAUCUUCCUCGAAUGAACAACCUCACGGAUCUUACUGAAAGUGGGACAGGAGCAAACUACCUGGGGUGAACCGGGAGAAAAUCUCCAGAUCGCUUUACUUUAAUCGAAGUGGGACUCUGACGGCGUCUGUCCCAGAAGAUCUGGGAUCUGUGGACAGAGGUCGCUCAAACAGGCUUGUUCGUGGUAAUAAAGGAUCCACUGCACAGAUGUUGAUCCAUGGUGAUGCAUACAGCUGGUAUCAGCUGGGACUAAUAUGGAGGUUGAUGAUAUUUUAAGAAAUGCAAG
Messenger RNA from Etheostoma cragini (Arkansas darter), 1965 nucleotides. It is a transcript of the gene chrng, whose product is annotated as cholinergic receptor, nicotinic, gamma. The transcript has 12 exons. Gene Ontology annotation, molecular function: acetylcholine-gated monoatomic cation-selective channel activity; transmembrane signaling receptor activity. The record is from RefSeq and is a predicted model, not a curated record. NCBI's taxonomy places the organism in Eukaryota, Metazoa, Chordata, Actinopteri, Perciformes, Percidae. Gene Ontology annotation, cellular component: postsynaptic membrane; neuron projection; synapse. Gene Ontology annotation, biological process: regulation of membrane potential; monoatomic ion transmembrane transport; signal transduction. The coding region runs from base 37 to 1749 and encodes 570 amino acids.